Molecule: messenger RNA, 237 nt
Organism: Symbiodinium natans
Lineage: Eukaryota; Dinophyceae; Suessiales; Symbiodiniaceae
Source: the annotation of a GenBank genome assembly
AUGCGCAUGCGGGGCGUUUUGAAGCUGUUGCUGAACACGCCCGUAUUCCCAACGACAAGGUAUGAAAUGGUUGGGCAAAAGUCUGUGCGCUUUGUUGGCGUCGAUGCCGAAGCGCAAGACGGCACGAAAUCUGAAGAGGUGUCCUUCUCCGCCUUCCGUUUGAACCUGCACAGCAGCGACCAGCAGGGCAAGUUCUUGGCUGUACUGCGUGAUGCCGCUGAUGGAGCAAAGGAUUGA